Motacilla alba alba is the source of this 3393-nucleotide messenger RNA. It is a transcript of the gene KCNH4, whose product is annotated as potassium voltage-gated channel subfamily H member 4. Gene Ontology annotation, molecular function: voltage-gated potassium channel activity. Lineage: Eukaryota; Metazoa; Chordata; Aves; Passeriformes; Motacillidae. Gene Ontology annotation, biological process: regulation of membrane potential; potassium ion transmembrane transport. The record is from RefSeq and is a predicted model, not a curated record. Gene Ontology annotation, cellular component: membrane.
ACCCGCGGGCGGGGGACGAUGCUCGACGGUGCCGAGGCCCCUCCCGGUGCCGGGGCGGGGCGGGGGCGGGGCGGGAGCCCCGGGCGGGCCGGGAUCAGCCCGCGGUGCUGCGGAGGGGCCGGGGGCGGCGGAGGCAGCCCCGCCGCCGCAGCCCCCGCGGCUGCCGGCCGCUCGGGCGGGACGAUGCCGGUGAUGAAAGGGCUGCUGGCGCCGCAGAACACCUUCCUGGACACCAUCGCCACCCGCUUCGAUGGCACACACAGCAACUUCAUCCUGGCAAACGCUCAGGGCCGCUGUGGCUUCCCCAUCGUCUACUGCUCCGAUGGCUUCUGCGACCUCACCGGCUUCGGCCGCAGCGAGGUCAUGCAGAAGAACUGCAGCUGCCGCUUCCUCUGCGGGGCCGACACCAGCGAGCCCGUCCUGCAGAGCAUCGAGAGGGCGCUGGACAGCAGGCAGGAGUACCAGACUGAGGUCUGCUUCUACAAGAAGGACGGAGCUGCCUUCUGGUGCCUGCUGGACAUCAUGCCCAUCAAGAAUGAAAAGGGGGAGGUGGUGCUCUUCCUCUUUUCUUUCAAGGACAUCACAGAGAGCCGAGGCAGGAGCUGCCCCGGUGACAAGAAGGAGGAGAAGCAGAGGAGUGAGAAGCAGAGGAGCAAGAAGCCCGGGAACUCACACCUGAGGGCUGCACGGAGGCAGGGCCGGACCAUGCUGCACCAGCUCAGCAGCCAGUUUGCCCGGAGGGACCGUGGCGAGAUGAAAAUCAACCGUAACGUGUUUGAGAACAAGCCGUCCGUCCCCGAGUACAAGGUGGCCUCGGUACAGAAGUCCCGCUUCAUCCUGCUCCACUACAGCAUCUUCAAGGCUCUCUGGGACUGGUUGAUCCUGCUGGCCACCUUCUACGUGGCUAUCACUGUCCCCUACAAUGUCUGCUUCACGGGCACAGAGGACAGUCUCUCAGCUGCCCGCAGCACCAUUGUCAGCGACAUCGCCGUGGAGAUGCUCUUCAUCCUGGAUAUCAUCCUGAACUUCCGGACAACGUACGUGAGCCAGUCGGGCCAGGUUGUGUACGACCCUCGCUCCAUCUGCAUCCAUUACGUGGCCACCUGGUUCUUCGUGGAUCUGAUUGCUGCCCUGCCCUUCGAUCUGCUCUACAUCUUCAACGUGACCGUGACCUCGCUGGUUCACCUGCUGAAGACGGUGCGGCUGCUGCGGCUGCUGCGGCUGCUGCAGAAGCUGGACCGCUACUCGCAGUACAGCGCCAUGGUGCUGACGCUGCUCAUGUCCAUGUUUGCCCUGCUGGCUCACUGGAUGGCCUGCAUCUGGUACGUCAUCGGCCGCAAGGAGCUGGAGAGCAACGACCCCCGCACCUGGGACAUCGGCUGGCUGCACGAGCUGGGCAAGAGGCUGGAGGCUCCCUACAUCAACAAUUCGGUGGGCGGCCCCUCCAUCCGCAGCGCCUACAUCGCCUCCCUCUACUUCACCCUCAGCAGCCUGACCAGCGUGGGCUUCGGCAACGUCUGCGCCAACACCGACACCGAGAAGAUCUUCUCCAUCUGCACCAUGCUCAUUGGGGCGCUGAUGCACGCCGUCGUCUUUGGCAAUGUCACGGCCAUCAUCCAGCGCAUGUACUCCCGCCGCUCGCUCUACCACACCCGCAUGAAGGACCUCAAGGACUUCAUCCGCGUCCAUCACCUGCCCCAGCAGCUCAAGCAGAGGAUGCUGGAGUACUUCCAGACCACCUGGUCGGUGAACAACGGCAUAGAUGCUAAUGAGCUGCUGCACGACUUCCCCGACGAGCUGCGUGCGGACGUGGCCAUGCACCUCCACAAGGACAUCCUGCAGCUGCCCAUCUUCGAGACGGCCAGCCGGGGCUGCCUCCGCUCCCUCUCGCUGCACAUCAAGACCUCGUUCUGCGCCCCGGGGGAGUACCUGCUGCGCCAGGGCGACGCCUUGCAGGCCAACUACUUCGUCUGCUCCGGCUCCCUCGAGGUGCUGAAGGACGACGUGGUGCUGGCCAUCCUGGGCAAAGGGGAUUUGAUUGGAGCCGACCUGGGCGGAACGGAGCAGGUGAUCAAGACCAACGCGGACGUGAAGGCUCUGACCUACUGCGACCUCCAGCACAUCGGCCUGCGGGGGCUCUGCGAGGUGCUGCAGCUCUAUCCUGAGUACGCCAGCAAGUUCACGGCUGACAUCCACCAGGACCUGACCUUCAACCUGCGGGAGGGCAGCGAGAUGGAGGGGCUCUGCCGCUACUCCCGGUCCCCGAGGCUGCCGCAGCCUCGUCCGGAGAGCGGCGCUGCCCCGGAGAAACCCCUUCCCUCCAUCGUGGAGGAUGAGGAGGAGCCCGACGAGGUUUUCCAGCAGCUCCCCGCCAGCAGCUCCCGCCGCAAGCUGCUGCUGCCCGCGCUGAGCAGCUCGGUGCGCCGCGGCUCGCUGAGCAGCCUCCUGGGCGAUGAGCUGGGCCAGGCGGCAGCCCUGCGGCACGGCUGCCCCUCCCCGGCCGCGGCGGGCCGCAGCCCCUCUCCGCGGUGCCGGAGGGACGGCCGGCUGCUGGAGCGGGACGGCGGCGCGGGCGGGAGGCCGGCCAAGCUCCUCAUCCCCUCGCUGCACUCGUCCGGCCCGCCCGACCUCAGCCCCAGAGUCGUGGAUGGCAUUGAAGACAACGGGGGCGCUUCGGAGUCCCAGAGCUUCUGCUUCAGCGUGGAGCCGCCGCCGGGUGCGGCAAGGGACUCCCCCGGCUCAGGGACCGACCCGGGCGGCCCCGCCCUGGCCAUGGAGGCAGAGCGGAUAAAGCAGAACAUCAGCAGGCUCAACCAGGAGAUCAGCCACCUCAACCAGGAGGUUUCUCACCUCGGCCGGGAGCUGCAGAGCAUGAUGGAGCUGCUCAAGGCUCACCUGGGCACCCCGCACCCCCCGGCCUGCCCCUGCCGUCUGCCCGCCACCGUCUCGCCGCCCGCUGCCCCGGUGCCGCCCCCCUCGCCCCCGGUGCCCCCCAGCUCGCUCAGCUCGCCCACCGCCAGCCCCCGGGCCAAGCGCUGCCCGGUCCGCAGCCGCUCUGCCCACGCCGCCGCCCUGCACCCCUGGCCGGGCACCGAGGGGCCGCGCCCGCCGCGGGGGGACGCCCCCGGCCCCGACCCUCGCCGGGGCUCGGACUCGCAGCCGCCGCCGCUGCCGCCCCGCUCCGCCCGCUCCUUCCCCGGCUGCUCGGCCGGGGCUUGGUGCCGCGCCCGCCCGCAGCCGCGGUCCGGCUCCACCAGCUCCCACUGACCCCGCGGGCACCGGCGGCACCCGCACCGGGACCCGCACCGGGACCCGCACCGGGACCCUCACCGGGAUCCUCACCGGGAUCCGCACCGGGACCCGCACCGGCACCCGCACCGGGACCCUCACCGG